AUGACAAGGCCAAAGCAAAUGAUCUUCCUCUCUGGAAACGGCUCGAUGAGGCGGUCUUGCAAUGGAUUUAUGCCAUGGUCUCAUCCAACAUCCUCACCUCCAUUCCUAGAUGACUCGGCUGAACAUGCUUGGCAAAGUGUUGUAGAUCUUUUUCAUGAUAAUAAAAACUCAAGGGCCUUGUUUCUUAAUAAGGAAUUCACCAACACAAGUCUUGCUGAUUUUUCGACAACAAAUGCGUAUUGCAAUCUUCUCAAAAGUCUUGCCGAUCAACUAGCCAAUGUCAGGGCUCUCGUCAAUGAUCAAGGUAUGGUUUUAAAAAUUCUAGAAGGUUUGACAGAACAAUAUUCUAAUUUUUUCACUGUGAUGCAAAACAAGAAAACCCUCCCUAGUAAUCAUACUAAUAAUCGGAAUAACAAUAAUAACCGUGGAAACAAGGGUAAAAAUAAACAAACUCCCAAUAAACAUUCCAGCAGAGGUGGUCGGAACUCCGGCGAGGGUGGGCGAACCUCAGGCAAGGACGACGACAGUGGUUCUGGUGGCGGGCAGACCUCUGGCAGUGGGCGUCGACAUCAGAUGGAGUGCCAGCCACAUCCUUGGAUGCAACAGUGGGCUCCUUGGGUUGUUCCUCCAUGCCCAUACCCUUCCUACAAUUGGGUCAGACAUAAAGAAAAAUCUUAUGGUUCUUUUGAGAGGCAUAAAUCCCACCUUGUAGGUGAUGGUGCAAGUCAACAAGUUGGUGUGGAUUGUGGAGAGACUUUUAGCCCGAUAGUCAAACCAGCAACCAUACAAACUGUGCUCAGUCUUGCUCUCUCUAAAGCUUGGCCCAUUCAUCAGUUGGAUGUCAAGAAUGAUUUCUUACAUGGUGAGCUAAAAGAAACAGUGUACAUGUAUCAACCAUUGGGGUUUAAGGAUCCAGAUCAUCCUAAUAGUGUAUGUCUUCUGCGGAAAUCGUUAUACGGGCUCAAGCAAGCUCCUAGUGCCUAG
Molecule: messenger RNA, 984 nt
Organism: Humulus lupulus (European hop)
Lineage: Eukaryota; Viridiplantae; Streptophyta; Magnoliopsida; Rosales; Cannabaceae
Exons: 3
Coding region: 1-984 (327 amino acids)
Source: RefSeq, a predicted model, not a curated record